AUGCGUCUUAGCGUUGUCGCUGUCGUGGGUCUCGCUAUUGCCCCUGCGUUAGCGAACUGCCCUUAUGGCCGAGAUACGGGCACUGAGAUUGACCAUAGUGCCACUCUCCAUGCACACUUACCUCGAGACGCCAUUCUGAGCAAAUCAACCACAAGUGCUGCGUCUCCUACUCCCUCCGCAGCGGCUGGGAAAAAGGGUCUGCUGUUGAUGAACCGAAUUGCGCCCGGCGCCUCAGAACUAUACAUCGCCAACGCAGACGGCACCAACGAGCGUCCUUUAUUGAAAGACCCCGGCUAUGAAUACCAUGCCGAAUUCUCUCCCGAUGGUGAAUGGAUCAGCUUUACCAGUGAGCGCAACGGCGAUGGAAACUCCGAUAUCUGGCGUGUGCGCCCAGAUGGAUCCGAUCUACAGCCGAUUGUGACAUCCCCAUCAGUGGAAGACAGCGUUACAAUAUCACCCAAUGGAACAUUGGCAGCAUAUGUUUCGACAGCCAACAGUUACAUCGCUAACAUUUGGGUCAAAGACCUGGAGACUGGGGCCGAGUGGAAUAUCACAGAUACACCAGCUAACCGACCAGAUGAGGACAUGAUGCGCGGGCACUUCCGUCCAGCUUGGUCGCCAGAUGGAAACUGGCUUGCAUUUUCCUCAGAUCGCAACACAAGAUGGAAUGGCCACGGAAAUCUUACCUAUCUCGGUCUGAAUGGCUGGGAGCACACUCAAGAACUCGGAAUUUAUGUUAUUCGCCCUGAUGGCUCGGAUCUUCGCCGUAUCGUCAACCGUACAGGCCACUGCCUUGGGUCUCCCAAAUGGUCACCUGAUGGCAAGCGCCUCAUAUUCUACGAGAUGACUUGUAAUGGGACAUGGCAUGCGCAUCGACCUGAGCUCGUGGCAGCUGCCAAUUCCACAAUUUUGUCAAUUGGAAUCGACGGCAAUGGCCCUCGAACUGAGGUUGGCGGUAGAGGUGUCAAGACAUUUCCUCAAUACGUGACGAAUUCCACCAUUGGGUACCAUCUGAAGGGUGGCGUUAAGGAGGGCGUGUACCUCACAAAUGGUACGUACUUCAAUACCACUAUCCGCUCUCCCUCGUGGUCUCCUGAUGGAAAGUACAUUGUUUACGAGAAAAUUGAUUGGUCUAUCCGCCCUCUUUUUAAAGAGCUCUACAGCUGGGACAGUGACUGGGAAUACCGCUUCACUGAUGUAUUCCCUCAACUCUCGUCGGACGAUCGUGUGGCUCUGACUGAAAGGCAACUUGGGAACUCCUCAAUUGCCACAUUUGACCUAGAGGAUAGGGAGAUCUCCUUACUCUACAACCCUAAUGAUACCAGUCUUCUCGACACGACUCUGAUUCCAGAAGGUCUGGCCGGGGCUUACAGUCCCAGCUGGUCCCCGGACGGCGAAUGGGUCGUCUUCGGAGUAGGCGCCUGGUUUGAGGCGCGUGAUUGGCGAGGAGGCUGGAUUGUGCGUUCCACUGCAAACGGCAGCCACAUCGACGUCCUCACCUCUAGCAACCUCUGGAUAAAUGGAACCAAGGACCUAAACACUGGUUUUCCCAGCUUCUCUCGCGACGGCAAGAAGGUGGUCUACCGCGUCUGGGGUGCCGACACCGCUAAGUACGGCGACGCGACAGAUAUUGGUUUACGCGUUAUCGACAUGGAGACUAGAGAGAUUACCCAACUCACCAGUGGCUGGGACAAUCUUCCCUCUUUCUCGCCCGAUGGGGAACGGAUAGUCUUCACCCGCAAGGUUUCUCCGACUAACUACGAUGUCUGUAUCAUUCGCCCUGACGGCACUGAUCUUCGCAUUCUGACGUCGAGCGGCGCCAAUGACGCCCACGCCGUUUGGCGCCAAGAUGGAAAAAUCAUGUGGUCCUCCGGAAUGUACGGGUUCCAGUAUGAGUGCCCUUUGUACGACGAGACAUUCCAGCCCUACGGUCAGAUCAUGAUCAUGGACUCCGAUGGGUCCAAUAAGCGUGCCUUGACCAACUCCAUCUGGGAGGAUCCUAUGCCGCUCUUUCUUCCUAAAGAUGGGUUCUAG
Molecule: messenger RNA, 2034 nt
Organism: Penicillium hordei
Lineage: Eukaryota; Fungi; Ascomycota; Eurotiomycetes; Eurotiales; Aspergillaceae
Product: TolB family protein
Exons: 1
Coding region: 1-2034 (677 amino acids)
Source: RefSeq, a predicted model, not a curated record